AGCACCAUAGCUGCUCUCUCUCCUCUCUGCAAACAAGCCCUGCAGGAUGUCUCCCGUGUGCUGUGCCUCCGAAGUUCUCUUCAUCAGUCCUGCUUUACGACUUUACGGCAGAGUUUAGAUGUGCUCUCAUAGAGCAUCACUGAUGAAGAUUUGUUGGAAGUGUAGCAGUUAUCAUGGAUGUUCAUGAGAAAUGAAGCAUUAGUGGCCUGUUUUUGGAGAAAAAAACAACACUGUUAUGGCGGAUCAAGACAACACAAAGAGUUCAGAAGAGGAUGUGUCACCUGACAUCAAGGAUUGGAGUAAACAGCAAGUGAAGGAAUGGACUCUCAACUUAGACGGUGUGGAUGACAGUGUUGCAGAAAUACUCUUUCAGCAGGACAUUAAUGGACAUAGUCUCUUGCUUUUAGAGACAUCAGACUUAACAUCAAUGGGUGUGACCUUUGGACCAGCAAAACUUAUCCUUCAUGCAAGAGAUGAGGUAGUGAAAUUCAUGAAAGAGAACCCAGCUAGCUGCACAAAUCAUCCUGGAGGACCAUGCAAACCUUACCCGUUUUGUCGUUUCCACGAUACACACAGAUACAUAGAGAACAGUGUUCUGGAUAUCACAGAGUCUGGUGCCUCAGACUUAAUUGAGCCUUGCCACGAGUACAAGGCUUUUGUCAAUGUAACAGAUGAAACUAGAAUGGGCAAGUUCACUUAUGAGGUUAUUCGCUUUGCUUCUGCCUGUAUGAAUAGCCGCACCAAUGGUACCAUCCACUUUGGGAUAGGGGACAGGCCAGACUUCAUCCAUGGCCAAGUGCUGGGAGUCAUUGAUGAGGACAAAGAGGCUUAUGCCAAUGAACUUAAAAUCGCUAUUGAUGCUUGUUUUGAGCAUAAACACAAACAGGCUGCUCAAACUUGCAUCAAACCUCCCCGGUUUGUUGGGGUUCUCAACAAGAAUUGGACAUCAUCAGACAAAUGUGUGAUAGAAGUGGACAUUGUUCCCGACACGGCUAUCUGUGAGGAAAACUUUUACCAUGCAUUAAAUGUGGAUGCACUAAAAGCCAAGAAAAAGGGUAAAAAAGUAGAGGUCAACGCUGCAACAAAAUCAAAACAUUUGUUUGUCAGAGAUGGCGGUAGCAGCACAGAUCUCCUUGUUCAACCUAAACCUGAGGCAAAGGUUAAACAGUUCGAUGCUGGGAUGGCCAAACUGUCUCAACUCCGAAAACAAGCAGAAGAGAAGCACCUUAACGUGAUAAAAAGCAGCACUCAGGGAUCUAGACUAAGUCGCAUGAUCACUGGUGGAUCCCUCUCUCUAGACAAGUCCCACUUUCAGGAGUAUGUCAUAGUAACAAACAAGUCACAUCCAAUCCAGCUUGAAUCACUUGGAUUUCUUGUUGAACUCAACCCGACAGCUGUUUUAGACUUUGAUCCGGAUUCAGCCAAACAUGGUCUACAGAGGCACUAUGAACAGCAGAGUACUGUACAUGCUAAUUUACCUGUAGAGUACAAAAUUACAAAAGGAGUCCAGGACAUUGCUGAAGACUUGGAAUUAACACGAGGAACCAGCUGGGUGUUCUGCAAUGGAGGUAUUGAAGAUGAGAGCCCAUCAGACAUAGACCAGUGGUUGAAGGAAAAGGGAGCAUCAGUUCGUGAUGUGGUUUCUUUCUUGUGCCGGAAAGAUGUGCUUCCAAACCAGAGGUUCCUUGUUGUUUUCUUACUUUUGUCAACAGUGAAUGAGAAGAUGGACCCACUUGUUGAGACCUUCAUUACAUUCUACCAGGAGCUCAAAGGCACAGAGCAAAUCCUUUGUUUAUGUGAAAAUGAAAAAGCAUUUACCUCCUGGAAGGACCUACUUGAGGCUCGGUGUGGAAUCAACAUCUCUGAUAGAUGCAUAUAUGAGCUGAGUUUUCCUGAGAUCAAUGGCACUGUCCUCAGUCUUUUGUCUGAAAACCGUAAAUCCAAGCGUUUCCUACCCUGUGGUGGGGGAAGUAAAGUGCUACUUGAGAGGAAGCUGGAGCGUAGUCUGGAUACCUUGGAGAUUCUGUGUGUGAACCAGUGUGAGAGAGGAAACGAGGACAAACUUCAAACAGAGGAGAACUUCUACAAAGGGGGAAAAGUAUCAUGGUGGAAUUUCUACUUCUCAGAAGAACCUGGAUCCACACCAUUCAUCAAACGGGACAUGUUCGACUACAUCAUCGACACGGUCAUACCAGAUUUGUGCUCCCUGACGAAAGCCUGCGUGUUGUUCCACCUCAUGCAUGUACCUGGAUGUGGUGGGACAACUUUGGCCAUGCAUACUUUGUGGGCUCUCCGUCACAGAUUCCGUUGUGCUGUCCUCAAAAAUUGCAGGGCUGAUUUUGUUAAAGUAGCUGAACAAGUAGUCAAACUUUUGAUGAAUGACCACAAGGAGCAAUUCCCAAGGGUCCCUGUUUUGCUGAUGCUAGAUGACUUUGACGACAAAGACAAAGUAUUUGACCUGCAGCAGCUUAUUGAAAAAGAAUGUGCAAAGAAAGACAUCCGGUCCAAGACUGCACAGGUCAUUCUCCUGAACUGUAUGAGGUCCGAGUCCCCUGUACCGAUUGAACAAACUGAAAACACAGUUUUCAUCGGCAAUAAUCUCUCUGAUAAGGAACAGAGACUGUUUGAGGAAAAACUGGUAGAAAUAGAGAAAAAACACAGGAAUGCUGAAACAUUUUAUGGAUUCAUGAUCAUGAAGAAAAACUUCAAGUCAGAGUAUGUUGAAGGUGUGGCCCGCAACACCUUGAAGAGCUUUAACAGGAAUCAGAAACAUGCACAGCUCCUGUCUGUUUUGGUUCUGCUUGAUGUUUACUGCAAGGGUUCCGCACUCUCCAUCUCCCUCUGUGAGGAAUAUCUUGAUCUGAAACCAAAACCAUUUUGUGGUUCUGUCAAAGUCGAAGAAGGAUUUGGGAAAUUUUCCCCUUUGAUUGCCAGGUGUUCAGUUCAAGAUAAGGUGGUUUUUGAAGGUGUGAAAUUUAUCCACUCAAGUAUUGCAUGGCACUGUCUGCAGGAACUCACAAAAACCCACAAUGUGAGCAAGGCUGAUGUCACUGACUUCCUGCUGACCACAAACGCACUCUAUGAGAGCACACAAGGCAAAGACAAACUCCUGCGAGAUGUUCGCCAGAUUCUGCUGAAGAGAUAUCAUUCUGUGGAGGAACAAUCCCAGUUUUCUCCACUGAUUCAAGACAUUGCAGAUGAAACCCCAGGGCAGGAGGAGAUGGUGCUGAAAAAUGCAGCAAAGCUGUUUAAGAAAGAUGCCAUUAUCCUUCAGUUACUUGCCAGGUACUAUUACCUGAAGAAGAAAGAGUUCUCAGAGGCAAAAGAUUGGGCACAGGGAGCACGAGAGCUUUCCAAAGACAGUUCAUACAUCGCUGACACUUCAGCGCAAGUUGUCAAGCAUGAGCUGAAAAAUGCCAUUGCAAAGUACAAGGAAGAACAUAUAAGUCACAACCAAUUGGAAAUGUUUCUCAAGAUGGGUCAAUCAGCAAUAGAGGCAUUCAAGGAAGCACAGAACCUUGCCAAAAAGGAGUCCGUUCAGAGAUUAAACGCCAAGAAAGACAACAAUCCCUUUAAUGUAUCAGGAUGUCUGGGAGAAAUUCAGGUUGGAGUCCUUCUCAUUGAGGUGCUGGUUAAGACCCCGAUAUUUUCAUCUGACAAUGUCCGCCAUGACAUACUGAGUGAGGUUCUCUCUGGUGGCAUUAAACUUCAGGAUGUGGAAAGCCGUGAUAAAUGGCUGAGUAAACACAGAGGAUACUACAUGAUCCUUCGAGAGUUUGAGGAUGUACUUUACAACCUCAAGUACAGGAUGAAGGUGAACUUUGAACUCCUUGAGAACUUUUAUGUGAAUUUGGGCUCUAGAUUUGGAAUCAAAGACAGUCGUGAACAGGGAAUCCAAAAUGAGCUUUGCAGAUGUUUCGAUCAUUAUGCUAAGCUUUUCUGCAAGACCGAUUCUGCACCUCUUUGGAAGAAGAAGAACCUUUCCCCCCUGCUGAAACUGCACCUGGCAAGACAGUCUCUGGAGAUGCAGAAAGCUGAUACCUAUUCUGGGAUUCUGAAUUGUCUCACCAAUGGCCGCUCCUCUGCAACAAUUGAGAACAUUGCCAAACAGUAUGACUUUGUUUGUCAAACUAAUCUCACACUGACUGUGAAGGAGAAAAUCAACUUCAUCUAUGUCAAUGUUGUGUUGAGUCGUGUCAGACUGGGGUCACCUCUCCUUAAGCCAUACCAGACACUCGUUCAACACCUUCGCCAAAUUCUGCAUGAGCCAAUCCCUCUAAGUGAUAAUUUGCCACUGUACUUCAUUGCAGUUGCAUUAUUGUGGCCACAUCAAAACUUCUCGAGUCCAGAGUGGACAGGUCUGGGGAAGUACAUCUCACUGAUGAGAACGGCGUAUCACUCAGUGAUGAAGGAAGUGAUGAAUGGAAAAAGACCCGUUCUCCAUUUCUUCCUGGGGAAGAAGCAGGGCUAUGAACGACUGGUACACUUGGAAGAAAUCCAAAAGUGCAAGACGAUCGAGCAGGAUCAGUUUGCUUCUGUUUGGGAAAAUGGCAAAAUCUGGAAAGAGCAGAAGGUGAAAGAGCUCCUUUGCAGGGUCACUGGUGAGGUGAAGGGUGACCUGAUACUGGCAGACACUUGUAUGCCCAAUCUGAAAGUGGAAGUCCCUCCAGUGUUCAAAAGUGAGCUUAGAGGGCAUUCCCAAGGGUCAAGAGUUUCGUUCUUCAUUGGUUUCUCCUUGAAAGGCCCUGUAGCACUUGACAUUAGCUAAACCACAACAGCAGACUGAUCCAAGCUGCUCUACGCUUAAUUUAUCCUAGGUUUCCAUCUGUUAAACAGGCGCUUGAAUGAGCAUACUUUUAAAUAUGACAUCUGUUUGUUUCAUUUUUUUUUCUGGAUUUUACAGUUUGGUAAAGAUUAACAUAAAUUGUGAGUGACUUUAAAAAUUCCAUCUCACGAACCUCACAUCAUAAUGUGUGAAAGAAACUGUAAAUGUCAUUUUAAGAACUGAAAAGUGAAAUAUCGUGUUCUUAUUAACUGAAAUAGUUGAAAUGUUACGUGUUGCAUGAAAUGAUGUUCAUCACACAUUUUGAAUUCCUUUAACUUUUGGUGUGUUUCAAGAAAUAUGCAAGACUUUGCAGCUUGUUAUUGAAGCAUCUUUGAACCUGCAUGUACCAUUACUUGCUCUGACAACUUUUGAAUCAUGUUUCCUCUUGUAUUGAAAUGAGUGAAAUUGCGCAUUUUGCAUUGAAUGUUAAGGGAUUUUUUCUGACUUAUUUUGAGUUGAGCUCAUCUUUUUUGUUUGUUUGUACCAAAAUGUUUGAAAUACUUAAGUUUGAACCUUUUCGUUGUUGUUUGACUUUAAUGACUUGAUCAAAGUGCUUUUAAAGCAUUGAAUGAUAAAACAAGCACUGAGAUUUGAAACACUUGUCUUAUAAAGAUGGACUGUUAAGUAUGUUUACCAAGAAAUGUGUAAGAAUGUGCAGCUUUGACAUGUUAUCUUUUCCCACAUGUCUGAUUAUCAAUACAACUUACUUCUAAAUAGUGUUUUAUUUGCCUCCCAUAUUCAAUCAAGUUAUUCCUAUUUUUUUAUUCUGCCUGUUGAACAGUUGAGUUUGGGACUUUAUUUUUAAUGCUCAUCCUGAUUCUGCAUUUGUACUUACUAAAUGAUGUUAAAGAUACCGCUGUUUUUUCACUUGCAUCGUCAUUGUGACCAGACUUUGGUAUGAACACUGAUGAAAACUGAGAUUUCAGAUCUGCAUGAUGUGUACUGUUUAAAUGAUAACUGUGAGACGUGUGAGAAUCUGUGGUGUCAUUAUGUCUUUAAAAUCCUACUCGUACCAUUUUAAACAUUAACUUAGAAUAACUUUUGAACAAUAUGUUACAUUACUUGUCUUUUAUUCAAGCAAGUCAUUCAGUUUUUGCUAUUACAUUUUUAACUUCUGGAUUCUUUACGUUCAUAUUGAUCACAUCAUUGUUUGUGUGGUGAUAUUAUGUUAAAAGCUGAACUGUUUUUAACUUUUCCUUUAAUGUGUGCAUAACCUUGGUAACUUUGUUCACAUAUGUUUCGCAUUCCAUGAAAAACUAUGGUCAAUGCUAAGUCUUGAAAUGUCUGUCUAAUAAAGAUGCACUGUUAUGCUACCAUA
Messenger RNA from Notolabrus celidotus (New Zealand spotty), 6143 nucleotides. RefSeq names its product sterile alpha motif domain-containing protein 9-like. The transcript is spliced from 4 exons. Gene Ontology annotation, cellular component: cytoplasm. The record is from RefSeq and is a predicted model, not a curated record. NCBI's taxonomy places the organism in Eukaryota, Metazoa, Chordata, Actinopteri, Labriformes, Labridae. Gene Ontology annotation, molecular function: protein binding. The coding region runs from base 236 to 4768 and encodes 1510 amino acids.